AUGGCUACCGCUCAACAGACCAUGGGCAAGACAACAGAAGCACAGCCUGCAAAGGCGACGGCCGAUGCGAAGAAGGCGACGAUAAGAUAUCCUUUUUGGUUUGGAGGAAGUGCCAGUAGUAUGGCUGCCUGCGUAACCCAUCCUUUGGAUCUUGUCAAGGUUCGUCUCCAAAUGCGCACCGGCAAUGCGCCCAAGAACAUGGUCGGCACCUUCGUUCACAUCCUCCGCAAUGACGGCCCCCUCGGUCUCUACAGCGGUAUCUCAGCCUCGCUGCUGCGACAGAUGACAUAUUCUACCGCCCGAUUCGGUGUCUAUGAAGAGCUCAAGACACGCCUUACACGCCGUAACAAUGGCGAAACCCCCUCCUUUGCGACUCUCGUUGCCCUCGCCGCUGGUUCUGGUUUCGUGGGCGGUAUUGCUGGAAACUUUGCCGAUGUUCUCAAUGUGCGCAUGCAGCACGAUGCAGCGCUUCCUCCGGCUGAGCGUCGAAACUAUCGCCAUGCUUUUGACGGCAUGGUUCGUAUGGCGCGUGAAGAAGGUCCCAAGAGCAUGUUCCGGGGUUGGUUGCCCAAUAGUGGUCGUGCCAUGUUCAUGACCGCCGGUCAGCUCGCCAGUUAUGACGUUGCCAAGAGCCUGCUGCUCAAGUAUACUCCCAUGGAGGAUAACCUCAAGACUCAUUUCACCGCUUCGUUCAUUGCUGGUCUGGUUGCUGCUACUAUCACAAGUCCUGUCGACGUUAUCAAGACUCGUGUCAUGUCCUCGACGCAUGACCACGGAGUUCUCCAAUUGAUGCGCGACAUUCAUCGGACCGACGGCCUUAUGUGGAUGUUCAAGGGCUGGGUGCCCAGCUUCCUUAGACUCGGACCGCAAACCAUCUGUACAUUUGUCUUCCUAGAGAUGCACCGCAAGGCGUACCGCAAGGUACAGGGCCUAGACGACAACCUAUAG
Molecule: messenger RNA, 948 nt
Organism: Fusarium coffeatum
Lineage: Eukaryota; Fungi; Ascomycota; Sordariomycetes; Hypocreales; Nectriaceae
Exons: 4
Coding region: 1-948 (315 amino acids)
Biological process (GO): thiosulfate transport; malate transmembrane transport; phosphate ion transmembrane transport
Molecular function (GO): malate transmembrane transporter activity; oxaloacetate transmembrane transporter activity; succinate transmembrane transporter activity
Source: RefSeq, a predicted model, not a curated record